Haliotis rufescens (red abalone) is the source of this 1388-nucleotide messenger RNA. RefSeq lists its product as uncharacterized. The transcript is spliced from 10 exons. The coding region runs from base 105 to 1043 and encodes 312 amino acids. Lineage: Eukaryota; Metazoa; Mollusca; Gastropoda; Lepetellida; Haliotidae. Gene Ontology annotation, molecular function: calcium ion binding. The record is from RefSeq and is a predicted model, not a curated record.
UGUCACGUGAUGUUGGUACUCUAGGUGUGUCAUCCUUUGAUGAAGGAGAGCGAAUUUAUAACUGACAUGCACCUGCGAGCUGAAGAUCGUAUGAAAGACCUGAAAUGCGGCUUAUCGUAUUUCUGUUGAGUGCCGUGUGCGCCGCCACUAUGACAGGAGCAAGUCUCAGAAGCAGGAGGGAUGCCGGGUACCUAGGGAGCCGACUGGCCCUGGACAAGAUGCUCAUGGACGUCGACACAGACAACAACUCCAUCAUCAUCCGCUCAGAACUCUUCAACAACCAGGGGCAGGGGGAUACAGAUAAUAACGGAUUCAUUUCUCGCUGUGAGUGGGUCAAUCGCGCUGUCGACAUAUACGACGACUCUAAACUUGCCGCACUCAACUACUUCGACAUCAUCGACACCAACAGAGACAACAAACUGACGACAUCGGACACGGAUUUCCCCUCGUUGGACGCUGAUGGUGACAGGGAGGUCUCAAUAUCAGAACUUCGUCAAGUUUUACAACGGGAUUACACAAUGGCUAUCGAUUCAGCAGCAUAUAAGAAGCUUGAACAGCUUUCUCGCGUGGCAGCGCCUCAAGGAGGAGACAUCAAGUCUACACUCAGAAUUGACCUCAUCAAAAAGGACGUGGAUUCUAACAAUGACGGCGACGUCACACGAACUGAACUACAGGCUCACUUCAUAUCCAGCUUUGACAAAGAUGAUGAUUACAAGGUUACUCGUUGUGAGUUUGUCGGUGGCUCUGUCGCGAGGUACGCGGACAGAAAGGAGGUGGCCAUUGCUGCCUUCGACAACCUUGACAUCACUCAGAACAACUACAUCGACAUUAACGACAUCAAACUCUCAAGAUUUGACCAGGACGGAAGUGGAAAAUUGACAGUUGAAGAGUUUGAGGUCGCUGUAAUACAGGCUGACUGGGUUGCGCUCAAGAAGGUGUACCCUCAAGCUACGACCCCUGCCCCGCCAACAGGAGGCGCUGUCUCCCCCUACCCCUCAAUGUUACUUGCUGGCUGCAUCUUCGUGCUCAAAGUGUGGACAUGAGUGACCUCUGUUCUUUAUUUGCUUACAACAUUUUUUCAGAGGUAAUUUCUUAAGGUUGCAAAAACAAAUGUCAAGUGUGAUUUUUUAUGUUAUUCUUCAAUAAAAUCAAUGCAUCAGCAAUGUCGGAACAAUUUUGAAUUUAUGUAUUUUUAUUACGUGUAUGCAUAGAUAUUGAGACACGUAGAAUGGACAAUGAUCAGCAAAUAUUGAAGAUCUCAAUCGCCGUAUGAUUCGUUCUCAGACAGUGUUUAUAUGAAUGUUACUGUCAUUAGGUCACACACGUAACUCAUUUGUGUUGGAAUGUUUAUGUUAAUACUUUCAGGCAAUAAAAAGUGAUAAAGAGAC